This is a messenger RNA of Sordaria macrospora k-hell, 996 nucleotides long. RefSeq lists its product as uncharacterized. Gene Ontology annotation, biological process: fungal-type cell wall organization; carbohydrate metabolic process. Gene Ontology annotation, cellular component: fungal-type cell wall. NCBI's taxonomy places the organism in Eukaryota, Fungi, Ascomycota, Sordariomycetes, Sordariales, Sordariaceae. Gene Ontology annotation, molecular function: hydrolase activity, hydrolyzing O-glycosyl compounds; glycosyltransferase activity. The record is from RefSeq and is a predicted model, not a curated record.
AUGGCCAUCAACGUCGACUUCACCCAAGGCGGCGUGAACUCGUUCAACGCCUACGGCGGCACGCCCACCUACUCGAGAAACGACGGCGUCUCCUUCACCGUGGCCAAAUCCGGCGAUAGCCCCCAGCUAUCCUCCAUCUUCUACAUCAUGUUCGGGCGCGUGGAAAUCACCAUGAAGGCGGCUCCCGGCGCGGGCAUCGUUUCCUCGGUUGUCCUGCAAUCCGACACGCUGGACGAGAUUGACUUCGAGUGGCUGGGCGCCGACAACACGUACGUGCAAACCAACUUCUUCUCGCAAGGAAAGACGGCCACGUACGACAGGGGGCAGUUCAACCCGGCGCCCAACUCGCAGGGGCAGUUCAUCAAGUACACGAUCGACUGGACGUCGGAAAGGAUCGCAUGGUAUGUGGGCGGCACGCUGGUGCGGUCGCUGACGGUCAACGACGCCGGCGGACAGUACCCGCAGUCGCCCAUGCAGGUCAAGUUCGGCGCGUGGUCGGGCGGCGACAGCGGAAACCCGCCCGGGACGAUCCAGUGGGCUAGGGGUCCCACCGAUUACAGUAAGGGCCCGUUCUCCAUGGUGGUCAAGAGCAUCAUGGUCGCCGAUUACUCGACGGGCAAGUCAUACCGGUACGGUGACACGAGCGGCACGUGGCAGAGCAUCAUCGCCGAAGGCGGUAAGGUGAACGGGAACUUGGGCAAGUCCGGCACGGUCACGGUGACGGCUAGCGCACCGGCGGCGUCGAAUACCGGAUCUGCGUCGGUUCCUGUCGGUGGGAUUGGUGCGGUCAGCGGCGACGCAUCUGGAAGUGGAAGCGGCAGUACUGGCGGCACGACGACCACCCACGGUGUUCCCGAUGGCUGGGUUAUGAAGCCAGAUGGGAAGAUCGUGCCUGUUGGCGCGGCGAAUGCCAUGAUGAGGCCGCCCCAGGGACUGCUGGUUGCUACGUCGCUUGUGACAGUGGCUCUUGCUGCUUUUGUUGGGUGCUUGGCUUGA